AUGAAGAGAACUGGUUACAUUGUCAGAGGCGGGACCCUGGUCGUUCCUCUGAACGUUGCCUCUCGAGAGCAAAAGUACCCAUACCUGGGCCCAAAAAUAGCCAAUACUCAACCAACUGUAACUAGUGUGUUUGGUCUCCAGUCGAAGAGGAUCUCAGCGAAGGACGCCCUGGCCCACCCGUACCUGGACGAGGGUCGCCUGCGCUACCACACCUGCAUGUGCAAAUGCUGCUAUACCACCUCCACCGGACGCGUGUACACCAGCGACUUCGAGCCCGUCACUAAUCCCAAGUUUGACGAUGACUUUGAGAAGAAUCUCAGCUCUGUGAGGCAGGUCAAAGAGAUCAUCCAUCAGUUCAUCCUGGAGCAGCAGAAGGGGAGUCGGGUGCCACUCUGCAUUAACCCUCAGUCAGCUGCUUUCAAGAGCUUCAUCAGCUCCACGGUGGCUCAGCCCUCUGAGAUGCCCCCCUCCCCACUGGUGUGGGAGUAGCUGCUGCUGCUGCAUCCUCAUCUUUCCAACACGCUGCUAGGCCGGGAACAGGAACGCCUCUCAACGUCUUCUAUCGUCUGCGUAGCAUUUCACUGGAGAACAGGACUCGCAGGUCUGCUGAAACAUGAAACAAAUGAAGAGAAUCCACUGAUAACUGCUUUAUAGGGGUUAGAGGAGCCCGGUAUGCAAAUUAAUGCUCUGUAGACCAAAUCAGACUGUUUUAAACAAACUCAUCUGGUUACUUCCAGGUAGAUUACAGUUAUUGUACUUUU
Molecule: messenger RNA, 761 nt
Organism: Notothenia coriiceps (black rockcod)
Lineage: Eukaryota; Metazoa; Chordata; Actinopteri; Perciformes; Nototheniidae
Product: serine/threonine-protein kinase NLK-like
Exons: 3
Coding region: 1-489 (162 amino acids)
Source: RefSeq, a predicted model, not a curated record